AUCCGUCUUUUUGAAUUGUAUAUAGCUGAGAGAUGGAGGUGAUGAAGAAGAUGAUGAGGCAUCACAAAACCCUCUCAUUCUUUUAUUUCACAUCCUCAUCAUCAGCUGCUCUAUUUACUCUCCAUCUUCUUCUGUUUUGCUUAAUAUGUAGUGUUACCCAUUCCUCCUUUGCAUCAUCAAAUGAAACCGAUAGACUUGCUCUUUUAGAGUUUAAACACCGGAUUUCUGAUGAUCCCAAUGGAGUAUUUCUUAACUCCUGGAAUGACUCUGUGCACCAUUGUGGUUGGCAAGGAGUGAGCUGUGGCCAUCGACACCCACGAGUUGUGGGUUUGGAGCUUCCUGAGAUGGGGUUGGUGGGAACCAUAUCUCCUCAUAUUGGAAAUCUCACUUUCCUCAGGGAUCUUGAUCUCCGUAUGAAUAUGUUGCAAGGUGAAAUUCCAGGAGAGAUUGGUGGUUUGUUUCGACUAAGACUUCUCUCCCUGUCUAUGAAUGCCCUGACGGGAGAAGUGGCUAAGCUUAAUCUCACCGGCUGCGUACAUCUUAGGGACUCUAUUUUGCUAAAAAUGGCCUCCAGGGGAACCUCCCUACCGCUAAUUUGAAGAAGCUACAAGUACUAAA
Messenger RNA from Ipomoea triloba (trilobed morning glory), 618 nucleotides. RefSeq names its product LRR receptor-like serine/threonine-protein kinase EFR. The transcript has a single exon. Bases 33 to 599 code for a protein of 188 amino acids. NCBI's taxonomy places the organism in Eukaryota, Viridiplantae, Streptophyta, Magnoliopsida, Solanales, Convolvulaceae. The record is from RefSeq and is a predicted model, not a curated record.